Messenger RNA from Penicillium paradoxum, 873 nucleotides. RefSeq names its product putative mitochondrial outer membrane protein (Sam35). Gene Ontology annotation, cellular component: SAM complex. The record is from RefSeq and is a predicted model, not a curated record. Gene Ontology annotation, biological process: mitochondrion organization. NCBI's taxonomy places the organism in Eukaryota, Fungi, Ascomycota, Eurotiomycetes, Eurotiales, Aspergillaceae. The transcript has 3 exons. The coding region runs from base 1 to 873 and encodes 290 amino acids.
AUGCCCCCCAGUGCUCCCGAUGGCUCUCCGGAAGAGACCAAGGCCAGUCCUUUCUUCACAGUACCCGCUCCUAUCAAGCGUCUCUUCGACAAUUUCCCACUGAUUACCUAUCCCGCCAACGAGAUCCCUCGACGCUUGAAAUCGCACGACAAUGUUAACCAGCUGUUCGUGUUCACCGAUGCGCGUGGUGCACGAGAUGGCAGGCCCUCCUUUAAUCCUCAAUGUCUCAAAUGGCAGGCAUACUUGAAAUUCGUCGGAAUUGACUUCGAGAUCACCUCGUCCAACAAUCAUGCCUCGCCGACGGGUGCCCUGCCUUUCCUCCUUCCCUCGCUGCCUACAGAUACCUCGAACCCAAUCCCUUCACACAAGCUCCAAAAAUGGGCAAUUGAACAAAUGCACUGCGAGGAAGAACAGCAAUUGAACAUGCGAUUUGAGGUGUAUUCCUCGCUGCUGGAUUCCCGGAUACGCAAUGCUUGGUUAUACAUGCUUUACUUAGAUAGCGAGAACUUUGAGGCAGUCGCACGCCCACUCUACGUGAACUCCACAACCUCGAACUCCGCCGUACGCGCUGCUCUCGGUCGCCAACUCCAACAGGCCGCCCGCGACGAACUUCUCAAGACCGCACGCUACAUCGACGCCGCUGAUCUAGAAGGUGAUGCAGCCGGCGCAUUCGAAGCGCUAUCCACCCUUCUCGGCGAAGAUGAGCACUUCUUUGGCCGACCAAACCCAGGCCUCUUCGAUGCCAGCGUCUUCGCCUACACACAACUGAUCCUGGACGACACAAUGGGCUGGAAACGAAACCGACUGGGGCAAUUGCUCAAAGAGCACUCCAAUCUUGUACAACAUCGCGACAGACUACUUAAAUUCUUUUAA